AUGCAGGUGGGUCACGACGACAAGCUGUGCCGACGCCUGACCAUGUACGGCACUCCGUGGAAGCGCGACUUGUUGUCAAAGGUGAGUUUGCGAACGAUGGCGAAUAUGUCGAUUAGUUUUUUGCCUUGUCGUUUCGGUUCUACGAUGCCGACCAAACGGGACCGGUCAGUCACCGUCACUGUGUCGGUCGGCACCGUGUCGACGUCGCCAUUCGUCCAUCGUCUAAUCCUUGUGACUCUUGUCUUUGUCGUGUUUCAGAACGCAGCCAUGAGUCAACGUGGCCUGUUUCGGUGCACUGCCUACGGCCGCUUUGGCCGUACCAUCCGCUGUUCUUUUUACGUGUCCAAUUUCAUGGCUCUGGUAUGA
Soboliphyme baturini is the source of this 366-nucleotide messenger RNA. The record is from the annotation of a GenBank genome assembly. Lineage: Eukaryota; Metazoa; Nematoda; Enoplea; Dioctophymatida; Soboliphymatidae.